Knipowitschia caucasica is the source of this 912-nucleotide messenger RNA. The record is from the annotation of a GenBank genome assembly. NCBI's taxonomy places the organism in Eukaryota, Metazoa, Chordata, Actinopteri, Gobiiformes, Gobiidae.
AUGUUUAGUCCUGACUCUGGGACCAGCUGGAGCCCAGUCCCAGUGCUCUCAGAGUCCCAGCAGGAGGCAGUCCCUGUGCUCCUCAGAGUCCCAGCAGGAGGCCAGUCCUGUGCUCCUCAGAGUCCCAGCCAGGAGGCCCAGCCCCUGUGCUCCUCUAGUUUUCCCCGCAGGAGCCAGUCCCUGUGCUCCUCAGAGCCAGCAGGAGACCUGUCCCUGUGCUCCUCAGUCCCAGCAGGAGACCAGUCCCUGUGCUACCUCCAGUCCCAGCAGGAGGCCAGUCCUGUGUCCUCAGAGUCCAGCAGGAGGCCAGUCCCUGUGCUCCUCAGUCCAGCAGGAGGCCAGUCCUGUGUCCUCAGAGUCCCAGCAGGAGCCAUCCUGUUGCUACCUCAGAGUCUUAGCAGGAGGCCAGUCCCUGUGCUCCUCAGAGUCCCCGCAGGAGACCCAUCCCAGCAGGUGAGGGCCAGUCCCUGUGCUCAGCAGAGUCCAGCAGGAGGCAGUCUGUGCUCCUCAGUCUUAGCAGGAGGCCAGUCCCUGUGCUCCUCAGAGUCCCAGCAGGAGCUCGUCCCUGUGCUCCUCAGAGUUCUUAGCAGGAGGCCAGUCCCUUGCUCUCUCAGAGUCUUAGCAGGAGGCCAGUCCCUGUGCUCCUCAGUCAGCAGGGAGGGCCAGUCCUGUGUCCUCAGUCUUAGCAGCCGAGGCCAGUCCACUGUGCCUCCUCAGAGUCCCAGCAGGAGGCCAGUCUCCCUGUGCCCUCAGAGUCCAGCAGGAGGCCAGUCCCUGUGCUCCUCAGGUCACAGCAGGGAGGCCAGUUCCCUGUGCUCCUCAGAGUUCCACGUGGUUCUUGUAGCCAUUAACAUUUGGUGCGAGACUUUAAGAGUGUGGUCUUCUAUUUUCAAAGCUCAAGUAAAAAUCUAA